Molecule: messenger RNA, 2295 nt
Organism: Mesorhabditis belari
Lineage: Eukaryota; Metazoa; Nematoda; Chromadorea; Rhabditida; Rhabditidae
Source: the annotation of a GenBank genome assembly
AUGUUACGGGUUCUUGCUGUGUGUUUGACGAUUUCUUGGUCAUUAUGCAUGACAGAAGAAGGAGCGCGUGCGGUUGGGGAAUUGAACGAAAGUCUGCAGAAGGUACAAAAUGAUGUGAACAAGGAUGUGAUCAAGAGUUGUACAAAGCUUUCACAAGGGAAACUUCUUCUCUAUGAGGCACCGCAAACCAAACGUUACAAACAACUCUUGGAGGAAAAGAAAAAAGCUAUCGAGAAUUUUGAGAAGCAAUCGGACCGAGCCACUGACUUUGCAACUGUUGUGGCCACCUCAUUUUUAAAAGUUGUCGGCGAUGCCCCAAAAGAUCUAGUGUCAAUGAGCAAAUCGCAUCUGGAUGAGGCGGCAGCCGCAGAGCAGAAACAGUUUCAAGAACUAAUCGAGGGAAGGACUGCGCUCGGUGAAUUGGUUGGCAAAAUGGAAUCGAUGGAUUUGGAGCACGUGGAUUUGCAUAAAGUGAUCGAAGUAUUGGGAGAAGCAAUGGAAUACUUGCAAAAGGUUCGUCGACAAUGGAACGAUUUGGUUCAAUUCUUUGACGACAUAAGAAAGAUUAUUGAUCAAAACAUCAUUGCGGACAAUUUGAAGAACGUUCUUGAAAAUAUGGAGCUCUUGCGAGAGGAUUCCCAAAUCGAUCUCGUAAUUUUGGAGUCGACUCUACGUUUAGUUAGCUAUUGCAUUCAAGUGGGAAACUCGGCAAGACUGUACCAGAUCGUUUCCGAGAAGCACAUCACUUCUAAGCUUCGUUAUGUUGCCGAUCGUCUCACACUUGACAAGGUAAAAGCCAAGCAACGGAAAGCACAAACUCGAAGAGAAGGCAUUCUUAUCAGGAUUUCUAAAUAUAUUGCGACUUUCUUCUCGAUGAGCACUAUACUGAAGAUGUCUACCUGGCUGUUAUUAGUCAUGCUGAUCAUUCCCUCAUUGUGCUCAUAUGUUGAGCAAUAUGAAAAUGUUGUGAGAUCUCUAGAACUUCAACGAACUUUUCUUCUACAAAAGAGGGAAUAUCGAGAAAGCAGCUAUUCAUUUAAGGAGUUGCUUCUUGACUUGCGUGAAAUGGUGGAAGCCGAUGAUUACGAUACUCAAGUUUUGAAACAAAUUGACGUUCUUGUGCCCCGUCUACAAGAAGAGAAAAUCGAAGUGGAAUCUUUUUUGAAAAAAAUCGAUGACCAACGAUUGGCGAUUUCAAAUGAACGAUCAGUUUUGGAACAACAGAAACGCGUUUUGGAGAACGAUCUCACGGAGAUCAGUAGAAAAUUGCAAAUGAUCAAUGAAGAGUACCACAGUCAUUUGAGCCAUCGAAGUCAGUUGCAAAGCGACUUCGACUAUGCAAAGGACCGAAUUCAUACAGCUGUGCGGCGAGCAAAACAGAGAGCACCGUCUUGGGCAAAAUGGGCUUGGCCAAUUGUUAUUGGUGUUGAUGAAAUAUCUGGGAAGGGAGAUCUCACCGCGAUGUCAAUCAGACUUGGAACCAUUGAUAUGAAUCUUCAUGAAGUGAGAGCGACUGCUCGGAGAGUUGAGGAGAAACGUAAGGUCAAAGAUGCUCACAAGCAGGAGUUGGACUCAAAGAUUGAGACUCUUGACAAAAAUAUUCAUACACUGCUGACUAUUCAUCGCCAGCUCAGUGACUGGAGUCAUCAUUUGAACCAAUGGAUUCGUUUUUUGAUUGAACUCAUUCCCCGUGGUACAUUACUUCAAGAAAACGUUCUUUUUGGAAACGAAAAAUUGAUCAACAAAAGUCUCAUCGCACUCAAAAACAGUUUAACCGAAUCUGGUAUGAGUGUUACCCUUGAGAAAUUGAUUCAAUCGGUCGACAAGCAUCUUGGACACAAACUUGUCAGCGCCAAUUUCAAGCAUUGUCUUGAUGAGUGUCUUAAUGGAUGGUCAUCAUUCAGCUCUUCGUGUUAUAAGGUUUUUGAAAGAAAACUAAUUCACUCAGACGCCGAGAGUUAUUGUCAACAAGAAGAAGCGCAUUUAGUUUCAAUUCACAACUUCGCCGAGAACUCUUUUGUUUUUCGACUCAGCAAGGACACGGGUUCUUGGUGGACCUGGAUUGGACUUCAGAGGAAUUCUGUCGAUAGAGCACGCUUUGAGUGGACAGAUGGGAGCUCGGUGCAUUUCACACAUUGGUCACCCAACGAACCGAAUCAACUGCAGGAGACUGCCGUGGCUAUGAAUCUACGGCAUCCGGAUUUGUUGAAAAAGUGGAACGAUUUACCUUCUGGGGACACCAGCCACACACCGAUUGUCUUUGUCUGCAAAAAACCGCGUUCGCUUGUGUGUUCU